AUGUCCACCGUUUUGGAAAAAUUCAAGAAGGUCGAAUUGAUCGAUUUGGCUGAUAAACUUGGUUUGUCCGUUAGUACAAGCAAUACGAAACCAACAUUGGUUCUAAAGAUCUUGGAUCAUUUGGAAUCCCUGGAUGAACCUGUCGAUUUGAACGAAUAUCCAGAGUUACAGCUAUACUACGAAGCGCUAGCAGAAGAUAAUGAUGAAGAAGAUAGUGAGGAGGAGGAAUCGUCUCUAGAUGAUGAGGAAGAGGAGGAUGAACAAGAUAUUAAGGAAAUGUUUGAUCGUUCUGAUUUGCCAACGAAAUCCCCAGCUUGUCUGUGGUUUUCAAAUUUGAGAUUCGUCAACAAGGUCACAAACAGUCCUUACUACUUCAGAUUCCAUGAAUUUGUCGAUGACGUCCAAUGGACCACUCAGGAAUGGAACGAAACCGUACAGGAUUAUUUGUCUACUUUGCACACUGUGAAACAGUUGGUAUUGGCUGUGGAAUUGUUCGUUUUCGUUAAAUCUUUGAUCCAAUUCAACUGGUACCGUUUCCCAUCUCCAGAUUUCGUCACUUUCUAUCCAAGUCAAAGGGAUUUCAUUCUUUCCGUCUCUUUCUGGUUCAUUUUCUCCCGUAUGAUUCCAUCCAUCGUCUCAUACUAUUUCAAUUUUGUCCGUCAUGAGUUGUUCGCUAUAGAAUUUGAUCCAUUGGUUUACCAUUUGACAAAAGUGUUGAUCUCUUUACAAUUUUUGUACAACUCCCCUAGCGUCAAGAAAGAGAUCGAAUUGCUGUUAUCCUCGGAUUAUUCCAUUUGCCAAUUGUUAUCCCAUGGUUAUAACGUGGGUUUGUUCUGUUGGAAAUUCCAACUGGGCCACCUACCCUUGAUCGCUAACUCCGCUGCCGUGAUCAUUGCCUUGUACGUUUUGGCUUAG
Molecule: messenger RNA, 915 nt
Organism: Kluyveromyces lactis
Lineage: Eukaryota; Fungi; Ascomycota; Saccharomycetes; Saccharomycetales; Saccharomycetaceae
Gene: GTT3
Product: Gtt3p
Exons: 1
Coding region: 1-915 (304 amino acids)
Cellular component (GO): membrane
Source: RefSeq, a predicted model, not a curated record